GGCAUUCUUCCCGCGCUCUCCCCCUUACACGCAGAAAUCAUGUCGGGGCAGAGGGAGCACGAUCAUCGCUCGAGCACUUCGAGCGACGAGAGCAUCGAGACGCGCGAUGGAAACAACGUCGACAAUGGCGAAGGCGCAGGUCCGCUAGAAAAGCUAAGCACCGUCGCUUCGGGUCUUUCGGUCCUCGAGCAGCGCGCGCAAUCGGUGGUUUCACGCAUUCGGAGUCGCGAACCCGGCCAAAUGGCUAAAUUCACCCAUCCGCUAUCGCAUUCGAAAACAAGCGAGGAUUUCAUUGUCGAUUUUGAUGGGCCCGAUGAUCCGUAUAGACCUAUGAACUGGGGGUUUAGGAAGAAGGCUGUGACAACAGUGCUGUAUGGGUUGACUACAAUGGGUGCGACGUGGGCAAGUUCGAUCUAUUCAACGGGUCAAUCGCAGGUCAGUGAAGAAUUUGGGGUUUCUAUGGAGGUGUCUACAUUGGGUACUUCAUUGCUGCUGUUUGGACUGGGUCUCGGCCCGCUGAUCUGGGCGCCUCUGUCGGAGGUCUUUGGACGCAAACCGGCUGUUCUCGCACCAUACUUCAUUGCGGCGAUCAUGUCAUUUGGUACAGCUACUGCGAAGGACCUGCAGACGAUCAUGUUGACCCGGUUUUUCACUGGUUUCUUCGGCGCGGCCCCGGUCACAAACACCGGUGGAGUACUGAGCGAUAUCUGGACCCCCGAGCAGCGUGGCGCGGCCAUCGUCGGGUAUGCAAUGGCAGUGGUUGGCGGACCUGUUAUAGGUCCAAUUGCUGGUGGUGCGAUCGUACAGAGUUAUCUACACUGGCGGUGGACAGAAUACAUCACCGGUAUCAUGAUGAUGUUCUUCCUCGCGAUGGACCUAAUCUUCAUCGAUGAAAGCUACCCACCAGUCCUCCUGGUCUACAAAGCGCGACGUCUCCGUUUCGAAAGCGGCAACUGGGCCCUCCACGCGCGCCACGAAGAAUGGGAUGUGACAUUCAAAGAACUUGGUAACAAGUACCUUGUUCGACCCUUCCAGCUUCUCACAACUCCAAUCUGCUUCCUAGUCGCCCUGUACGCCUCCUUCGUCUACGGUAUCAUCUAUCUCAGUCUAGCAGCCUUCCCAAUCGUCUUCCAAGAAGUCCGCGGAUGGAACCAAGUGGUCGGCGCACUCCCUUUUCUCGCCUACCUGGUUGGCAUCCUCUUCGGCGCAGUCGUCAACCUCGCCAACCAGCGAUACUACAUUAAACGCUUCAAAGCUAACAACAACCGCGCCGUUCCAGAAGCUCGUCUCCCGCCCAUGAUGCUCGGCUCUGUAUUCUUCGCAGGAGGCAUGUUCGUCUUUGGCUGGACAAGCCCUGCUGACAUCCACUGGAUUGGCCCUAUCAUCGGUGCCGUGAUGAUGGGUUUCGGCUUCUUCACAAUCUUCCAAGCGGCGCUCAACUACCUCAUCGACACGUUUCAAAAGGUAUCUGCUUCGGCAGUUGCGGCAAAUACGUUCCUCCGUUCGGUUUUUGCCGGAGCGUUCCCGCUCUUCACGAACGCUAUGUUCCACAAUUUAGGCGUACCAUGGGCUGCCAGUGUUCUGGGCUUCGUCUCUGUUGCGCUGAUUCCCAUCCCGUAUCUUUUCUUCACAUAUGGAAGAAGUAUUCGGGCACGUGGGAAAUGGUCUGCUGGGUCUCUUUAG
This is a messenger RNA of Penicillium argentinense, 1683 nucleotides long. Its product is annotated as MFS transporter. Gene Ontology annotation, biological process: transmembrane transport. The record is from RefSeq and is a predicted model, not a curated record. The transcript has 3 exons. Lineage: Eukaryota; Fungi; Ascomycota; Eurotiomycetes; Eurotiales; Aspergillaceae. The annotation marks the transcript as partial. Gene Ontology annotation, molecular function: transmembrane transporter activity.